This is a messenger RNA of Phialemonium atrogriseum, 574 nucleotides long. Its product is annotated as DUF218 domain-containing protein. The coding region runs from base 70 to 474 and encodes 134 amino acids. Gene Ontology annotation, cellular component: plasma membrane. The record is from RefSeq and is a predicted model, not a curated record. The transcript has a single exon. NCBI's taxonomy places the organism in Eukaryota, Fungi, Ascomycota, Sordariomycetes, Cephalothecales, Cephalothecaceae.
GUCGGGGCGCUGACGGCGGGGCGGUUCUCGCGGCCCGAGGCCGAGGUGUUCGCCGACAUCGCGCGGGCCAUGGGCGUGCCGGACGAGCGCAUCAUCGUCGAGCCACGGGCGACCAACACGGGCGAGAACGUGCGGUUCACGCACGCGCUGCUGGGGCAGAUGGGGCUGCGCCCGCGGUCGCUCGUCCUCGUCCAGAAGCCGUACAUGGAGCGCCGGACUUACGCCACGUUUGUCAAGCAGUGGCCCGACCCGACCACCGAGUUCACCGUCACGUCCCCGCAGCUGGCCUUCGAGGCGUACCCCAACGACGAGAACCCGAGAGACCUCGUUAUUAACGUCAUGAUCGGCGACCUGGCCCGGAUCCGGGACUACCCCGCCCUCGGCUUCCAGAUCCCGCAGGACAUUCCGGAUCACGUGUGGGAGGCAAGCCGGUAUCUUAUUGCUGCGGGCUACGACUCACACCUGCCACGAUGACCGGGGGACAGGAGUGCGCAUGGGAGGAAGUUCGGAAUGUUUGUUGCUACCUAUUAUAAGUAUGAACUGAGAGCAAGAUGCCCCCUAAUAGCUGUUAGAC